This is a messenger RNA of Pogona vitticeps (central bearded dragon), 3529 nucleotides long. It is a transcript of the gene CHD1L, whose product is annotated as chromodomain helicase DNA binding protein 1 like. Gene Ontology annotation, molecular function: DNA helicase activity; ATP binding. Lineage: Eukaryota; Metazoa; Chordata; Lepidosauria; Squamata; Agamidae. The record is from RefSeq and is a predicted model, not a curated record. Gene Ontology annotation, cellular component: nucleus. Gene Ontology annotation, biological process: chromatin remodeling; DNA repair.
ACUCUACUUCCGGUAGCGGGUUCGCGCGAGGAGAGCGCGUGACCUUCCGGGCGGUGGGUCUCGAUGUCCCGCUUCUUCCAGAGCGUUUCUAGGCGGCCCGUAGCAGAGGAGGAAGGAGCAAGGGUGGAAGAGGAGCAUUUAAGCCAAUGGGGGCUCCGCGGCAUUCAUCUGCGUCCUUAUCAGAUAGAUGGUGUAAACUGGUUGGCCAACUGUUACACAACCUGGCAUGGAUGUAUCCUAGGUGACGAAAUGGGUCUUGGGAAGACUUGCCAGACUAUUUCUCUGCUUGUUGUCUUAAGUGGGAAGCUUAAUAAAAGACCCUUUUUGGUCCUUUGCCCCCUCUCUGUGUUAAGCAACUGGAAGGAGGAACUUGAAAGAUUUUCUCCAAGGCUUUCCUUCGUGACAUAUUCAGGCGACAAGGAAAAGCGGGCAGAGCUACAACAGGACAUAAAAUCAAAUAAUGACUUCCAUGUUCUGCUGACUACCUAUGAGAUAUGUCUCAGAGAUGCAGCAUUUUUAAAAUGCUUUAAUUGGGCAUGUCUUGUUGUGGAUGAAGCUCACAGACUGAAGAACCAGGAUUCAUUGCUUCAUAAAACACUCUCUGAGUUUUCAACAGAUUUCAGCCUCUUGCUGACAGGUACUCCUAUUCAGAACAGUCUCCAAGAGUUAUAUGCCAUGCUUGCUUUUAUUGAACAAGACAUAUUCCCUAAGGAGCUAGUUGAAGAAUUUGUUCACUAUUACCAUGGGAUUGAAAAAGAAAGCCAAAAAGCCAAAGAACUGCACAGUCUGUUGAAGCCCUUCUUGCUCAGAAGAGUGAAGACAGAGGUUGCUGCAGAAAUCCCAAAGAAGUCAGAAGUGAUUCUCUACCAUGGAAUGUCAGCACUGCAGAGAAAAUUUUAUAAGGCUAUUUUGAUGAAAGACCUAGAUGCAUUUGAAAGUGAAACGGGGAAGAAAGCUAAGCUCCUGAAUGUGUUAAUCCAACUCCGGAAAUGCGUAGCACAUCCCUACCUGUUCAGUGGUGUUGAACCAGAGCCGUUUAUCAUUGGAGAUCAUCUCAUUGAAGCCAGUGGAAAGUUGAGCUUAUUGGAUAAGCUUCUUUCUUUCUUGUAUGCUGGGGGCCAUCGUGUGUUGCUGUUUUCCCAGAUGACCCAAAUGCUGGAUAUUCUGCAGGAUUACAUGGAUUACAGAGGUUACAGCUAUGAGCGCUUGGACGGAUCUGUACGAGGUGAAGAAAGGCACCUUGCUAUUAAAAACUUUGGCCAAGAGCCCAUUUUUGUCUUCCUCCUGAGCACCAGGGCAGGUGGAGUUGGCAUGAAUCUCACAGCCGCAGAUACUGUUGUUUUUGUGGACAGCGACUUUAAUCCACAAAACGACUUGCAAGCAACAGCAAGAGCCCAUAGGAUUGGCCAGAAUAAGCCUGUAAAAGUGAUUCGCUUGAUUGGGAGAGACACAGUGGAAGAGCUCAUCCACCGCCGAGCAGCAUCAAAGCUCCAGCUAACAAAUGCUGUUAUUGAAGGUGGCCAAUUUGCUCUCGGAGCACAGAAGUCCUCUGGUGACACAGAUCAUGAGCUGAGCGAAAUCCUGAAGUUUGGUUUGGACAGACUGUUGUCAUCAGAGGGAAGUACGAUCUCUGACGUGGACCUGGGAAGCAUCCUUGGUGAUACAAGAGGAGGGAUGUGGCUAAUGGACCCUGUGUUGUCUACUGGAGAGGGAGAUGAAGAGCAACACCUAGAAAGCCACAUGUACCUAUACGAAGGGAAGGACUACUCCACGGAACCUAGCAGGGAGGACCAGAAAGCUUUUGAUCAGUUGCUCAAUCUUCAGAAAGCACUUCUUGAAGAUAUCAGUCAAGAAGGAAGAGCUCUCAGAAAUAAAGCAAAUGCUCUGAUCACAGGUAUUCAGAUGGGCCCUGAAAAGAAAAGACGUAAAUUAAGUCCAGAAGAGUUGGAGAUUCGGCGACGAAAACUACAGGAGGCAGCAGCAAAGAGGGCCAAGCUCAGGGAAGAAAGGAAGCAGAAGAAAGCAGAAGCGGAGCACCAGAAAAAAAUGGCUUGGUGGGAAGCUAAUCAUUACAGAUCUUACUGCAUUGAAUCAGAAGAGAGCAGUGAGGAGGAGGAGGAGGAAGAGGAAGGCAGGCUGGAUGUGGCUCUGAAAUAUACGGACCCAGACCUGACCUCCAUCAGGUACAUUAUGGGUGAUGUUACCCAUCCUGCAGCAGGAGAAGAGGAUGCCAUCAUUGUGCACUGUGUAGAUGAUUCUGGCUAUUGGGGAAGAGGAGGCUUGUUCACUGCACUCAGGAAUCGAUCCGACCAACCAAAGAAAAUAUAUGAGUUGGCAGGAAAGAUGAAAGAUCUUGCAUUAGGAGGAACACUUUUAUUCCCUAUUGAUGAUAAGGAGUCUCGAAACAAAGGACAGGACUUGCUGGCCCUCGUUGUAGCCCAGCACCGUGACCGCUCCAACAAUUUGUCUGGAAUCAAGCUCCCUGAUUUGGAAAGGGGAUUAAAGAAAAUUUAUCUAGCAGCCAAGAAAAGAGAUGCAAGCGUCCAUCUUCCUCGCAUUGGUUAUUCCACCAAAGGCUUUAACUGGUAUGGAACAGAGCGUCUGAUCCGCAAAUACUUGGCAACACGAGGAAUCCCUACAUUUGUAUACUAUUUUCCUAGGACUAAAGCAUCAUCGUCCUUGCAGGCAUCCACAACGUCAGUAUCAACUUCCCAGACUUAAAAGAACCAGUCAAUGGGCAAAGCUCCUUCCUACUGCAUCUAUAAUGUCUUAGCACCGGUUUGGGUUUCUUGAACGUGGAGAUGGUGGACCACAGGUGAAGACGCAGCCCUAAACUGCACUGCAUAGAUCAAUAAUCUGUCCAAAAUUUGACCAAGCAUUCUUUAAGAUAGAAUUUGUCAGUUUCCCACAACCCACACAUGUUCCAUGCUUGCUUUUUAAGUGCUAGCUUAGGCUUCUAGCACAAAUUGACCUAUGCCACACACUAAAAAAGAGCAAACUAAUGAUAGACCUGUCAUUCAAAACUCCCAUCUUUCAAUUUUAUCUCUUCAGAACUUUUGACUUUCUGUUCCCCAAAUGCAGGAAACUCGACUGCAUAAUUAUAAAAGUGUAUAAAGAACUUUCUGUUCUAUGUACACUUGACCUCUCAGAUUGAGAGUAUUCUUUCUGUAAAAGAUGGCUGCUAGUAGCAGAACAUGCAGAAUGAGAUUCCACCCCUUGGAAAGAUUAAAGCUCUCAGCAGGUUACCAGUUGGAACUGAUGGUUUUAGUUUGACCUAGCUGAAAGCAUUCUUCUGAUAGUUAGUUAAAAUGCUGUAAUAUCUACAGACCAUUGCAUUAUUUCCAAGCUACUUGCCAGUUACAUUUUCCCAGUUGUGUGAAGAAUUUCAGUUCCAAGGACCAGCAGGAUAUGGAGGUUACUCAUGCAAUCACAAAAGUCUGUGUACUGGUGGCUUGUCACCAUUAAAGGCCUGAUUCUGUAGUUGUGAAAACAUCAAGGUGUUCAAUAAAGAGCUCAGAACUUUGUACUC